Molecule: messenger RNA, 772 nt
Organism: Haliotis rubra (blacklip abalone)
Lineage: Eukaryota; Metazoa; Mollusca; Gastropoda; Lepetellida; Haliotidae
Product: cell wall protein DAN4-like
Exons: 5
Coding region: 227-772 (181 amino acids)
Source: RefSeq, a predicted model, not a curated record
GUCUGGGGACAACAAUGCUCACAACAUCACUGGGCAGGCAUCCUGGGUUACUGAUGGUGUGACGUCAGGGCCGUGUGCAUCAGUCUCGUCCAUAUACCCAGCAUGGGAGGUAGAGUUUACACAGAACAGGACCGUUAGCAGGAUCAGGAUAUUCUGGGAAGAUCAACAGGAUGACGUACAUGUGUCUGUAGAUGGAAGAAUAUGUCACACCGCGAACUCUUCCUACAUGUGGGAAGCAGAGUACACCCUGGAGUGUGAUGUACCCGUGACGGGGAUCCAUCUCCGGAUAUAUCGCCAACCUACAGUAGGGAUGCUGAAUCUGAGUUUCUGCGAGGUGGAAAUAUACGCUCUACCGCUGGAAACGUCUUCUUCAAUGUCUUCUUCCACAACUACUACCAUGCCAACAACAUCCAAGACAUUGUCUACGACAAAAGUGACUACUUCAUCAAUAGGUACAGCGUUGUGGGUCACUAUGUCCACUACUGCACAAACAUCCAACACAAUGGCAACACCACCAACAGCGACAGCACACCCAUCGGAAACAUCCACGCCUCCAUCUGGUGCAGCAGAGUCCCCCGAUAGCAGGUUCCCGUUAUUGUACGUCACUGUCGUGGGUGCUGUGGCUGCUGGUGUCGUCACUGUUGCGGUUGUUGCGGUUGUUGCUGUUGUGUGUGUGAGGUAUGGUGCAGCUAUCAACAGAAACGGAAAGGAAAAAGGCCCCAAGCCAGAGACGCUGAAGAAGCAGUUGUCCCAUCUUAUGAAAUGUGUGUAG